AUGAGACUGCGUCAGCGACAGAGAACUGGUGAAAAAAGAUUGUCCCUUUCUGGAAGACCGCCCCACAAAUCUGGACUGAACGAGGAAGUACGACUAGGACGUGUCCGCAUCUCCCUCCGACAGGAGCCCUCCAGCCGCCCGAAAUCGAAGGGAGAGGAGAAGCCAGACAUGACUUAUUCUAGUAAUUAUCUUCAUCACCAUCGGCCGCAUCGUGAUACGUGUCUACGUGUUGGCAACACUUCAGGUCUUCCCUCGCUGUCCCGCUUCUGUCUCCGUGUGCGACUUAAGGAAGUUUACGCAUGCACCACUGCCUCUUGUGGAUGGCGCGAUUGGGGCGAAACAAACGAUCACACCAGCGUUGCACAGCCUAACUCCCCUUGCGCACACACAAACUUGCCCCUGAUGGCCGGUGCAAGGAUGCAGCAUGCUGAGGAGCGAGAAUGUCUGACACAUCUGGCAGUCUUGACAAAUCCUACAGAGAAGGUCGGUCCGUCUGCCCAGGAUACCGUUUCCAUAACUAAUCCACACAUCUAUUCUGCCUACAUGCUCCUCUCUUCUGGUGGGCCAGGAGACCUGUCACUGAGCCCUGAUGUUCUUAUCAUCGAUUCCAACGUUGACUCGAUGCCUGAAAUGGACCUAGGACACAAGCCCGGGGAUCCCCUCACUCAAUGCGCUCCCCUGAAUACCAAUGUUGCCCCGUCUGAGUUUUGCCAAAUCUGA
Messenger RNA from Protopolystoma xenopodis, 720 nucleotides. The record is from the annotation of a GenBank genome assembly. NCBI's taxonomy places the organism in Eukaryota, Metazoa, Platyhelminthes, Monogenea, Polystomatidea, Polystomatidae.